Messenger RNA from Caenorhabditis briggsae, 660 nucleotides. NCBI's taxonomy places the organism in Eukaryota, Metazoa, Nematoda, Chromadorea, Rhabditida, Rhabditidae. Bases 1 to 660 code for a protein of 219 amino acids. The record is from RefSeq and is a predicted model, not a curated record. The transcript has 3 exons.
AUGUUCAAGUCUCUUCUUCUCAUUUCGUUUAUUGUAGCUUUGGCUUCUGCUUCAUUGGAUUCCAUCAAAUCCCUCAAAGACAUCUUCGAUUCUAUGGAUGAUUCACCUGCCUGUCAAAGGGAAUCCGCCAGAUUCAAAGAUUGUUUCAAAGAUGUUGAGGAGACCACCACUCCAUACAAGGAAUCUGGCGCGUUCCCAGCUCAAGAAGAGAUCCGUGAUGAGCUUCCAAAAGUGAAGAAAGCCAUUCAAUGCGUUGGAGAGGUCACAUGUAACAAAUUGAUUUUGACCAUGUACAUUGUGGAAUCCGCUACAUAUGCCAUGGAGAAAAUUGCUCUUGGAGGACAUGAUUGUUUUAAUGAGAGAAACCUCCAAUCCUCUACACUCAUCUGUACUCUGAAAGAAAUCCCUCUUGAACACAUUCAAUUCGGAGACACAUCCCUCAUCUCCCAAUCCGCUCGACCAAUUGCCAGAUGUGUUGCUCUCGAGCAAAAUUGCGAUGACGUGGCCAAAUUAGAAUUCUUGAAGGGGGCAACUGCUUUUGCGGAUUUGAGUCAAGUUGCCAUGCCAACAUCAUUUGCUGUUCAAGGAGGAGACUUGACUUAUAUCGAAACGUUUGAUAAGAAAUUCAAUCCAGCAGAUUAUGAUAAUUUGCAGUUGUAA